CAUGAACCGAUCUCCUUCCACGAUCAAUACCAGGAGCCUAAACACCAACCUCGGCAAUUUGACAAAACGAUGAUAGUAGGUACGAGAAAAGAGGUUUCGUCCUCCUCACCUACUCACAAGCGUGUAUUAGCGUCGUUGGAGAAGACGCCACCAGACCCAUCUAAGAUGUCGGCGCCGACAACGACAAAGGCUUCUCCGGCGACCGCUCCAAGGCAUCAUGCUGCCCCCACAAAUGGGACACUAGUCAAGUCAUCGUUUACUACUCCAAGGAAAGGGACAUCAGGAACAUCCGAAUCCCCCAAAAGUGACACGCAAGAGAAGAAGAAGAAAGUCACCAUCGCUAAGUACGUUGAGUUUGAAGGUGAUGGCGACUAUGAGAAUGCUGAGGGCGAUCACGAGGGGCAUGAAGAAGGAUAUGAAGGAGAUCAAGAGGCAUACGAGGAUGAAGACGGAGAUGAUGAAGCAUGGGAAGGGCAUGAGCAGUACUCCGACGAGGACUACGAGUCCGAAGAAUCCGAAGGCUGGAAUGUUUUCGACCCCUGGUUUCUUUGGAAUGAUUUAGACGGAUCAAGAAUGGCAGCCAACUUCAAGCGUUUCCAUGCCCUGAACAGAGACAUGGCGCCAGAGAGGCUAAGAAAGAAGAUCAACCCCUGCCCCUACGACGUGCCCUACGUUAUCAAGAAGGAGGCUUCCUGCCCGAUGUUGUUCGAAGACUUCCUCGAGCUUCCAGACAAUAUCCGAGAGAAGAUCUGGGAGUAUGCUCUACCGCAAGAGUCCCGCGUCCUGGUCAUCUAUCAGCAUAGUGGAGCUUAUGUCAAGUGCGCCGGUCCAGAUGUAUUUGCCACCCAAGGGUUUGGAGGACGGAGACCGGUUCUCCUACGCGUCAAUCAUGAAGCUCGUGAAAUCGCCAAGAGAUUCUACAAGCUUGCUUUUGGUGCUGUUGAUGGCAAGCCGAAGUAUUUCAACUUCGCCCUCGACGCGUUGCAUCUUUGGGGUGUCGAUCAUGAUUUCGUGGACAGAAUGCCCUUCAUCAAGGAUGACUUGGGAAAGGUUCAGAAGCUUGCGAUACAUGGCGCCGGUCUGCUCGGCGAUGAAGAUCAAUAUGCUCGUCUUCAGCAUUUCACCAGCUUGAAAAUUCUUCUGAUCGAGAAGCCAUCUGAUCGUGUGGACAUCAUGGUCAGGGAUGAUUUCCACAACAAGUUCAAUCAUGCUACGAAACAGCUGUUCGCUGAGCUCUCAAUUCGGCGAGCUCAAGCUACAACCUCCUCGUCAACGGAACUGGAAAAUGAAAAUCAUGAUUAUGACAUGCAGAUUGAAGGAGUCGAGACCGGAUGGGCUACCAGUGCCACUAUUUCUGAGCAUACUCUUGAAGCUGCAACUUCAGGUGGAAUUGUUGACGAAAUGCCAGAUGUUGAAACUUUAAUUGACCACCAGGCUAUCGCCGAUAUGUCAACAGACGUCGAUAUGUUGAUCGACGAAGCCAUGACAGAUAUCUCUUCUGCUGACGCGUUCCCAGUCACUCCUGCCAGUCUCUUCAAAGAGCUAAUCACCACUGAGCUGGUUAUCGACUUCCGAACAUUCAUGUAUACUUGCACCAAAACCAAGAAAAUAGUCGAAGGUACUGGUGUCUCAAUGGCGGACGGGCAAGGUGGUCAAUCUGGUCUUCCUGACAAUAUCAACAUGGGAUUAGACAACGAUAGUGAUACGAUGAUCGCUGUACCACAGACUCCCGAAAAAGCUGGAACGGAUGGCAAACCUGGAGCUGCUGCCUUCGCCAACAACAAAGCAGACGGCAGUUCUGAUAUCUUGAUUCUUGACAACCAAUCCAGUACGCCAGCAGAUUCUGCCAUAGUCCUUGAUGAUUCUGAGAAAGCCGCCUUCGGAGUACAAAAAGCUAACUCGAAGAAGAUGGAGAGGCUGGUAGACUUUGGACUAUUUGUGGUUGUCUGGGAGAAGGCCGAGGAUAUUCUGGAAAUUGCCAUAAUGCCUUCGCGGUGGCCAAAGAGAGUCAACAAGACCAAGAAAUUUUGGAAGUGGAACUUCGCCAAGCGUAGAGCCGAUGAUAUCUGGGGAACCGGCGUUUACAGCAACCAGGUUCCUCAUGACUAUGGACACCAAUUCCAACCCGCCAAUGAGGUCCCUGCUCUGCCUCCGUCUCCACGGUCUGCUGCAGCACGAGUCGAAGCAACUAAAGGUCUCAGAGCACGCCGCCUCAAAGAAGCGACCGAAAACCCUCACCUGUGCUGCGCAUGCGCAGAUCGUGUCAAUCAGGCUCCAAACAACAACGAACCCCCGGUCGGUCCCCUACAAGGAUCUGAUGGCGACUACCUUGCAGUCGGGCAUCUCGCCCCUAUUGAAGUGAAGACUGCGGUCAACUCCAUCAACUUCAACGCUGCCAAUCCAAAUCCAACACAAUACAUCUCUCCCUACACAAUUCCGCGUACAACAAAUGGUGAAGAUCCUGCAGGUUCACCUGAAAUACGUGCUGGUAGAAAAGCAACUAAUCACUCCUCAGCAUACAAAACAUUUAGCUCUACUGCGAACAAUGCUGCAACUUUUCCCCACCGUCCAGCAUCGUACCAAUCUCCAUACGCUCUCCUCGCUUCCGGCCAUUAUACCCACACAGCCCCUGACCCUACACGGUACGUCUCUCCUUACGGAAAUCCCACCGCAGGCAUUACUGGAGGCAGCUUCGGAGUGAUUCGUCUGGGCAAUGCCGGCCGCAGCGGUAGCGUGGGAGGAUCUUCGAAUGGAGGCAAUCGGGGACCUAUCGCUGGACCUAUUCCUACCCCACGAUAUACAGCGAAGACUGCGAACAAUACCGGGGGAGGUAAAGCUUAUUACGUCAACUUUUAUUCGACUGCAGAGAGCGGAGACCGUGGGGAAGUUGCUGUUACGGCUAGCUCUAGCACACCACACGGAGCGCCUGAUCGUACCGGUCUUGGAGGCUUUGCCAACGAUGGUCCUGGCUCUGCCCGAGGAAGCGCUCACCAUGAUGCUUCCGCACUUUCGGAUGGUGAUACUACUGAUGAUGAGAUUUCCUGAAUUACUUUCUGAGCGCGCCAAAUAUUGCCAUUCUUCCAGCUGCGCCAAAUUGUGUCUCAUUGGUAAUUGGCGAUAACGGCAAUACGUGGUUCUUCAAUGGGGAUGGUACCAAUGGUAGAGGAUUUUCUCGGAAAUUAGCUUCAACUUAAAGAACUCGCAUAUUCAAUUCUACGAUAUUUGCAACCAAAGGUUCGUGUGACACCUGCCGUUCGGCAUCUCCAGAAGCGCCAGGAGUGGAGGCGAUCUGAAGUUGCUGUUCCUUUCGUUCUACCAGUCGUUGAGGCUUUCUCC
Molecule: messenger RNA, 3336 nt
Organism: Cadophora gregata
Lineage: Eukaryota; Fungi; Ascomycota; Leotiomycetes; Helotiales; Ploettnerulaceae
Exons: 3
Coding region: 70-3045 (991 amino acids)
Source: RefSeq, a predicted model, not a curated record